AACACUACCAUACACCACACCACCACUAACAUACACCACACCAACACUACCAUACACCACACCAACACUACCAUACACCACACCAACACCACCAUACACCACCACACUAACAGUACCAUACACCACACCAACACUAACAUAUACCACACUAACAGUACCAUACACCACACUAACAGUACCAUACACCACACCAACACUACCAUACACCACACUAACAGUACCAUACACAACACCAACACUACCAUAUACCACACUAACAGUACCAUACACCACACCAACACUAACAUAUACCACACUAACAGUACCAUACACCACACUAACAGUACCAUACACCACACCAACACUACCAUACACUGCACCAACACUACCAUACACCACACCAACACUACCAUACACCACACUAACAGUACCAUACAUCACACCAACACUAACAUAUACCACACUAACAGUACCAUACACCACACUAACAGUACCAUACACCACACUAACACUAACAUACACCACACUAACACUAACAUACACCGCACUAACAGUACCAAACACCACACCAACACUACCAUACACCACACUAACAGUACCAUACACAACACCAACACUAACAUAUACCACACUAACAGUACCAUACACCACACCAACACUACCAUACAC
Molecule: messenger RNA, 648 nt
Organism: Octopus sinensis (East Asian common octopus)
Lineage: Eukaryota; Metazoa; Mollusca; Cephalopoda; Octopoda; Octopodidae
Product: GATA zinc finger domain-containing protein 14-like
Exons: 2
Source: RefSeq, a predicted model, not a curated record